GCUUGCUCUCAUUUCAUAUGAGAGGCUGCUUUUUUGCGCGGGAAAUGGAGGAGGUUUCAUCGGCUCCGCCCGCGGCAAUCUCGGAGUUCGUUCGUUGGCAGAACGGACGUCGAUGAUAACGAGAAGAAAAGAACCGUAAAGAUCCUAUCUUUGAAGAUAAAUAUCUCAUCUUUGCUAUCUUUGGGGAGGGGGGGAUCUCACCGUUCUUGAAUCCCCUGUCCGUCCUAUUCUUUCUCCGGUUCUUGUGCCUUCUUCCCCAGUUAAUCUCGCCAGAGGAAGGCGAUACGCGGGAGGGACCUAAUCAUCACUGCGGAGGAGAAAGAGAAGCGAAGGUAAUAAAGAUCCCACUUUUCUAUCUUUAGUUAGAACCUCUCGGGGUUCUCCUUUGCCUCCUGUUCUUCUUCCCUUUCUCGGUUCCCUUCCCCAUCUCUCGAAGUGGGUGUUUCUCCCUUCCUCGGGGAGGUAAUUCCUCCACCUGGAUUCCCCGAUUGCACGCCGGCAGCCGGCCGAUCGUAGGCCGUGAUGGGUUGCGUAGCGUCGAAGAACGCGGCCCCUCUUACGCCGGCAUUUGUCUCCUCGGGCGUCUCGGGAACCCUCGAGACCUCGGGAGAGUUCCAAUCUUCGCCGUCGUUCUGGAACCGCCCUCAGCUUGCCAACUAUGAGUUCGGUGACUGUAGCGAGUCGGGGGAGUCUGGGAAAAUGAGCUCCUCCGGCAACAGUUCCGUUAGCUUUCGGCUGUGGAACUUGAAUCGGAGCAGCGAAGGGGAGCAGAUUGCCGCGGGAUGGCCUGCGUGGCUCAGCGCCGUCGCCGGGGAAGCCAUUCAGGGAUGGGUGCCCCUCAAAGCUGACUCCUUCGAGAAAUUGGAGAAGAUCGGGCAAGGUACCUAUAGCAGUGUGUUUAGAGCAUGUGAGAUCGAGACAGGGAGGAUUGUUGCCCUGAAGAAGGUGCGCUUCGACAAUUUUGAUCCUGAGAAUGUUAGGUUUAUGGCAAGGGAGAUACAGAUCCUCCGCAGGCUUGAUCAUCCAAAUGUCAUAAAACUGGAGGGCUUAAUUACUUCUCGGUUGUCGUGCAGUAUAUAUCUUGUUUUAGAAUACAUGGAGCAUGAUCUUGCAGGGUUGUCAUCUUGUCCUGACAUCAAACUCAGUGAACCACAGGUCAAAUGCUAUAUGCACCAAUUGCUAUCCGGGCUUCAACAGUGUCAUUCACAUGGUGUCAUACACCGCGACAUCAAAUGCGCAAAUCUUUUGGUUAACAAUGAGGGAAUUCUGAAGAUUGCUGAUUUUGGUUUGGCAAACAUCUUGGAUCCUAAGGAUAAGCAACCACUAACCAGUCGAGUUGUGACAUUAUGGUAUCGGCCACCUGAGCUUCUCCUGGGAUCAACAGACUACGAGCCAUCCGUAGAUCUGUGGAGCGUUGGAUGUGUAUUUGCAGAACUUUUCUUUGGGGAGCCUAUCUUGCAAGGAAGAACUGAGGUUGAGCAACUACAUAAAAUCUUUAAGCUCUGUGGCUCUCCACCAGAAGAAUUUUGGAACAAAUCCAGUCUGCCCCGUGAAAGUAUUUUUAAGCCUCAUCCUUAUGAAAAUUGCAUCCGAGAGACAUUUCGCUUUUUACCAGAUAGUGCAUUUAAGUUGCUACAGACACUUCUAUCUAUUGAGCCCAAUAAACGUGGCACAGCUUCUACUGCUCUUACUUCUGAGUACUUCAGGACAAAGCCUUAUGCAUGUGAUCCAUCCAGCUUGCCAAAAUACCAGCCUAACAAAGAAAUCGAUGCAAAGUUCCGGGAGGAGUCACAAAGGAGGAUUGUCAAGAGCAGAUCACACAUUGUAGAGGCCACAAGAAAACCUUCAAGAGCACGUAAGCCUUCACGAGAAUCAAAUGCCCUAGCAAAGAUAGCAUCUCACAAAGAGGGUUCAAGAAAUGCUCAAGGAAUGAAUAGAAGUGGCAAAAAAAGAGAGAUUCCAGUAGCAAAUAAUAAUAAAAGAUUAUUGGUUGAUCUGCAGCCGACGCCAAGUCUUACAUUUCGAGAUGAGGGUAGACAUGUCAAGCAAAUCUCUCAAAGAGGUCUUCCUUCCUCAGGGCUGCUGGACGUUUCUGCCUCUACCAGCUUUGCACGGACGAAGAGACCAAAAGAAGACCAACGACACAUCAAAUCUCAUACUGGAUCCAGAUCUAGACAGGACGAAUUGGAAAAGUUUGACCCAUCAAAUGUUUCACAGGCUAAAAGUACUUUCAAGUUAAAUGGAGUAGGAAAUGGAGAUCUUCAACAUGUACCCUAUUCCAGCUCAAAAGGCCAUAAGCCCUAUGAAUUGACAAGAAAUGCAACGCUGAAGCAUUGGAUACAUCCAGACUUUCAGGACUCAGUAUAUUCUUUUAGCGCCCAUCGUUCUCAAGAUUUGUCAGAAGGAGCAGUAAUGCCUAGGAACAGGAGCUUGGGUUAUCGAGAAGAAAAAGUAGAUCUGUCAGGGCCUCUGCUCCUCCAAUCACAAAGGGUUGAUGAAUUUCUAGAGAAGCAUGAAUGGAAAAUCCACAAAGCUGUUCGAAAGUCAUGGUUCCAAAGAGGGAAAAAACAGGGACGCUAAGAAUUGGCUGCGGUGUUGAUUUUUAUCAGAAGAGAUGGGCGCCUCCAGUAUCACCAGCAAGAUUUCCUUGGAAGCGUAUGACUAUGACGGACAAAGAUCAAAUCAGAUUCGGGUUUAAGUGAUACGCUGGUAACUGAAUUCAGGGCUUGAUCUUUUCCGACACUGAUCCCGCUGGGAUUUUCGACUUAAGAUGUUUAAUGAGCACGAAAGCUUUUAACACAAAAUGAGUCAUGUUCUUAUGAUUUGCGGCUGAAUUGAGAUUGCAGAAAUCGACUUGUAGUUGACUUUUAGUGCUUUAAAGGCAGGCCUGCGUGCAGGUGAAGAAUCUGUAAAGAUAGUGUACAUAAACAUCGAUGGUUCAAAUUUUCCUUUCAGAAUGAAUGGAUA
Molecule: messenger RNA, 2967 nt
Organism: Musa acuminata subsp. malaccensis (wild Malaysian banana)
Lineage: Eukaryota; Viridiplantae; Streptophyta; Magnoliopsida; Zingiberales; Musaceae
Product: protein IMPAIRED IN BABA-INDUCED STERILITY 1-like
Biological process (GO): protein phosphorylation; positive regulation of transcription elongation by RNA polymerase II
Cellular component (GO): nucleus; cyclin-dependent protein kinase holoenzyme complex
Molecular function (GO): RNA polymerase II CTD heptapeptide repeat kinase activity; ATP binding
Source: RefSeq, a predicted model, not a curated record